Messenger RNA from Anopheles darlingi, 4176 nucleotides. RefSeq names its product serine protease filzig (gene flz). NCBI's taxonomy places the organism in Eukaryota, Metazoa, Arthropoda, Insecta, Diptera, Culicidae. Gene Ontology annotation, molecular function: serine-type endopeptidase activity. The transcript is spliced from 8 exons. The record is from RefSeq and is a predicted model, not a curated record. Gene Ontology annotation, biological process: proteolysis. Bases 1 to 4149 code for a protein of 1382 amino acids.
AUGGACGGAGGCAAACAAAAGAGUCGCAAACUGUUCGGUGGCUACCGGAUUACGCCAAAGUUCUGCAAUGCUACGAGGUCGCUGGCAAAGCGUGAACCGGUACGGCGCGGUCCGACGAUCUGCAUGUUCAACCAUGAGUGUUUCCAGCGGCAGGGUGAGGUGGUUGGGGCGUGCAUGGACGGUUUCCUGUUUGGCACUUGCUGCGAGCUGCCACUAACGAAGGACUCGCUGGCGAAUGAUCCGCUGAUGGAGCAGCUGAACGCGACCGAACAGUCGGGCCAAUCGUCACUCAGCUCCGCCAUCGCUAGCCAGUACGAGAAGUUUGGCAGCCAGAUGUCGGGCGGUGGCUACGAAGCUACGGUGCAGCUGCAGGACGAACAGCCGCCGACCAAGGACAGUGCCGGUAGCAGCCUCGAGACGGACGCGGUCGGUGGGUAUGUGGCGAGUAGCGAGAAGAUCAAACCACUGUUUACCAAGAUCCAGAACAAUAACUACAUCGUGAACGACGAUCUGGACGAGGACAUCGUGCUGAACAGCAUUAGCGCCAACAAGUACGAUGUGGCGAGCGGUGCGGUCUCGGUGUACUCACCGUCGACGAACAAGAUAAAGACGGCGAGUGACGAGGUGUCGGUCUCGUCGGCCGCCUACCCUUCAACGACCGAGUCCGGCGAGAGCCACUACGUGCAGGUGAACAAGGAUGGGGUGUACAGUUCCGAGAUUCCUUCGCUGCUGAACGGCUACACCGGGGAAUCGGGAGAAUCCGGUGGUGGACCGGCGCAAUCGGUGGAAGCAAACGGUGACAUUACGGCGACCGGUGUGCAGCAGAUUGCGAACCAGAUUCUGCAGGAGAACAGCCACUUCUUCGACCACAGUGACAUCACGCAUCCGGCCGCCGAAACCGAUCUGCUCAAUGAGCAGGGUUCCGUGGAUCAGAGUUACGCCAAUCCGAGCGAUUUCUCGGGACAGGCCCAGGUCGCCCAGGUCCAGGGUGCGGAUUCCAACCCUCCCCCCACCGUGAAACCGGCCAAGGUUACCUACCCGAAGCCACAGUUUAAACCGAGACCAAAACCAACGCCCGCUCCAACGUCGGCCAGCGCCGAUGGAAGCAAUCAGUACGUGCUCGUCCAGACCAUCUCGAACGAUACGAAGAACAACGAAACGGCACAGGUGAAACCGACGGUCUCGAUGAACAACAUACCUUCCAUUGAGUCCAUCAUACUGAUGCUAAAUGACUCCAAUGUUGGACCACAGUACGAUACGGAAGGGGCAGCACCAGCGACGACUGCAUCCACGGGAUACAACUACACGACCACACCAACUCCUACGUACGGAACGGCUUCCAUCGACUACGACAAGUACGGUCCAACGAGCUUCUACAUUACGAAACCACAGAAAACGGAAGCACCACCGACGGCGGCACACACGACGAGUAACGUUCCCUCGACGAGCUACGUCUACAGUCCGAAGCCAACGAAACGGCCAACACUGGAACCGGUCGUUGUGCAGGCGACACUCCUGACGAACAAUGUUGCCGGCUACGGUCAAAGUGAACCCGUACCAUCGUCCACGCAACGUCCGAAGCCCACGAAAAUCAUCAUCUCCUCCAGUACUUCCAAGCGCCCAGUACUUAUCACGUCCGAUACGCUCGCCAGUAGCUACUAUACAAACGGAGCGACGCGCCCUGGAUCAACGAUUGCCGUGUCCUCGGUACAGCCAACGAAGAAGAUUACAACCGUGGCAACCAAGCGUCCAGUCACGACCACCAUUAAGCUGCCGGAGUAUAUCGUACAGUCCUCGACAUUAUCCCACCAGAACCCAUCGACACUGGCCAACGUUAACUACAUCCAGAUUGCCAGCGCAUCGGACAAUCCUUCACCGACGGUCCACAUUACGCCGAAACCGGUCGUCAGUCUGGUGACAUCAUCGACGUGGAACAACAAGCACACCUCUCCAGUUGUUCCCAGUAGCUCGCGGCCCGGAUUCUACGAGAAUACUCCACCGGUGUAUCUGUCGUCGAUGGCCGACUUUGAGGAUGAAGGAUACUUUGGAUCGACGAGCCGACCGGCAUUGGAUCAAACCGUUACCUCGACCUCGAUCUACACCAUCGUCGACGGUGGCAACAACAAGAUCAGCAACUAUGGAUCCUCGACGUACCCAGCUUAUGGUCCAACGCCAGCGUACGGUUCAACUGCGUCCUAUCCAGUGGCGAACCGUGUCCCACCGAACCAACCAAGUUUGGCCACUUACGGACCAGCGGCUCCCGUUGAGGCGUCCACACUGAAGUACGAACUUUACACAACGCCGGACGAUAUCAACAACUUCCCUCCGGUGCGCAACCCUAACCUCAACAUCACCGAAGCGGCUUCGAUGGCGAACAUUACGAAGAUCGGAAGCGAACACUACGGUGCACCGGUCAACGAGGCCGACAAGGUGAACAUGCUGGUCAACAAGAUCGUCCAAUCGUUCAACGGUAACUUUGAUGAGCUGGAGCAGAUACUGAAGGAACGCAAGAAUCUGACGCUGGCCAGCAACGGUGCCGCCGAUACGCCGAUCGCGGUAGGCGCUGGUGUUUCGCCAUCCAGCAGUAGCAGCAGUAGCACUACCACCGAGAGCAAUGCGUUAACUAGCAGCACCACUGCCAAGCCCAAGAAGAAGAAGAAGCGCCCCAGUCGUAAGCCGGUCAAUGGAACGACUAGUGGCACGAAGAAACCAACGAGCGCCACCGCCAAACCGACCGUACUGGCCGAUACACCGGUCAACGGAAACGUCACAAAGCCAACGGCACGGCCAUCCAAGAAGCCCACCAAAGUGCGUCGUCCAAGCAACUCCACGGCGAAACCAUCUUCCAAACCCACGACCAAACCGACCAGUGUCAGUUCGGUCAACAAACCGGCACCGGGCGCUGCCAACGAUAGCCCGGCCAAACCGGUGAAACCAUCGACCAAACCGAAACCGACAGCUUCCUCAUCGUCGUCAUCGGUAGCAGCUUCCUCGAAACCCCCGAAACCUGCAGCGGGCGCGGCCAAACCACCAUCCUCCACGACCAAAAAACCGGUCAAGGCAUCGACGACGAAGCGACCGACCCGGAAACCGAGCACCAAACCAACGCUGGCCGAUGCCGACCUGUACACGACCCAGUUCACGACGACGCGCCGCCCAACGAAAGUGACGAAGCGAACCACGAGACGACCUUCGACGACGACGACCAGUACGACCGCGGCCCCGGAAGACGAGACGAUCGACGAGGAGGAAAACAGCGUGGACGGUGGUGACGAGGAGGAGGAGGAGGAGGGUGAAGAGGAGGAUGAGGAUGUGGGAGAGGAGGCGAACGAGACGGCGGACCAGCAGCAGCAGCAGCCGGGCACGAGGCGAAUUCUUUGUGGCCAGCGACCGUUGAUGAAGAGCGGCCGGGUGGUGGGUGGCAAAGCGUCCAAGUUUGGCGAGUGGCCCUGGCAGGUGCUGGUCCGGGAGUCGACCUGGCUCGGUCUGUUCACCAAGAACAAGUGCGGCGGUGUGCUCAUCACCAACGAGUACGUCAUCACCGCCGCCCACUGUCAGCCGGGCUUCCUAGCGUCCCUGGUGGCCGUGUUCGGGGAGUUCGAUAUCUCGAGUGACCUGGAAACGAAGCGCUCGGUGACGAAGAACGUGAAGCGCGUCAUCGUGCACCGUCAGUACGAUGCGGCAACCUUCGAGAACGAUCUGGCCAUCCUGGAGCUGGAGAAUCCCAUCCACUACGACGUUCACAUAGUGCCAAUCUGUAUGCCGGGCGACGAGGCGGACUUUACCGGUCGCAUGGCAACGGUGACGGGUUGGGGCCGGUUGACCUACGGUGGCGGUGUACCGUCCGUGCUGCAGGAAGUUCAGGUGCCGGUCAUCGAGAACAGUGUCUGCCAGGAGAUGUUCCACAUGGCCGGGCACAACAAGAAGAUCCUACCGUCGUUCGUGUGCGCCGGCUACGCCAACGGCAAGCGUGAUUCCUGUGAGGGUGACAGUGGGGGUCCACUGGUACUGCAGCGUCCGGACGGUCGGUACGAGCUGGUUGGCACCGUAUCGCACGGUAUCCGGUGUGCGGCGCCCUACCUGCCCGGUGUCUACAUGCGCACAACGUUCUACAAACCCUGGCUACGGAGCGUCACCGGAGUGAAAUAGGCAUUUUUCUGUAUGUGUGAGUGUGUG